Molecule: messenger RNA, 600 nt
Organism: Macrobrachium nipponense
Lineage: Eukaryota; Metazoa; Arthropoda; Malacostraca; Decapoda; Palaemonidae
Product: cuticle protein AMP4-like
Exons: 3
Coding region: 96-479 (127 amino acids)
Source: RefSeq, a predicted model, not a curated record
CCCCAUAGACCCUUCCUUUUCCCUCAGCCGCCCCGCAAGUAUUUAAAGGGGCGCAGGGCCUCUGCCAGACAUCAGUUUCACUGCAUCGUUCCAACAUGAAGGCUGUCUUCGUCCUCUGCCUCGCCGCCCUGGCCUCCGCCGCCCCCAAGCCUCAGGGAGACGGCCCCGUCGUCGCCAUCUUGAGGGACGAACGCGUCGACAACGGCGACGGAAACUUCAACUACGCCUUCGAGGCCGACAACGGCAUCUCCAUGCAGGUCUCCGGAACCCCCGGUUCAGAGGGACAGGUCAACAUGGAGGGAGUCUACCUCCUUCCUCUGGCUGACGGAGGCUUCGCCGAGAUUCGCUUCAUCGCCAACGAGAACGGCUUCCAGCCCUCAGGAGACAUCCUGCCCACCCCCCACCCACUGCCCGCCCACGCCAUCGAGCAGAUCCGCAUCGCUGAGCAACAGAGAGCUGAAGGCAUCACCUUCGAGUAAUCGAAUUCGUAGCACCUUUGUUUUGGCUUCUCGUCGAGGAUAGUAUUCUGUAAAUAACCGAUGUAAAUUUUUAUACCAAAUAAUGCAAAACUGAAAAAUAUUAAAUGAACGAAGAAUCAAA